Messenger RNA from Protopterus annectens (West African lungfish), 13027 nucleotides. It is a transcript of the gene MFN2, whose product is annotated as mitofusin 2. Gene Ontology annotation, biological process: mitochondrion localization; mitochondrial fusion. NCBI's taxonomy places the organism in Eukaryota, Metazoa, Chordata, Ceratodontiformes, Protopteridae. Bases 284 to 2557 code for a protein of 757 amino acids. Gene Ontology annotation, cellular component: mitochondrial outer membrane. The transcript is spliced from 17 exons. The record is from RefSeq and is a predicted model, not a curated record. Gene Ontology annotation, molecular function: GTPase activity; GTP binding.
CUCCGUGACGUCGGGUGUGGCGUAAGCAGGGGCUUUUCAGCCGAGGAAAUCUAGACGCGAAUAUGGUUCCAUACCCUUGACUUAGAGACAGGGCGCCGAGAAGAGUGCGAACUUUAUGGCCUGCCUGAGAAAACUACCUAAAUAAAAAUUGUGCCCUUUACAAGACUGGCCUGUAUGGCGCCCUAGGCGGUUGCCUAGUUCGCCUAUGCCUAAGGCCGGCUGUGCUUAAAGAAUAUACAAAAGGGAGUUUGUAUUUAAGUUUUGCUUUUCUUCUGACAGUGCAAUGUCUCUGAUGCUGUUCUCGCGCGCCAACUCUACUGCUACUGGGAAGAAGGAAAAGAGACUAAUGGCAGAAGUCAACACAUCACCCCUUAAACACUUUGUGGCUGCCAAGAAGAAAAUUGGUGGCAUAUUUGAGCAGUUGGCAGCAUACAUCAAGGAGAGCUCCACGUUCCUAGAUGAAACAUACAAGAACGAAGAUCUGGACCCCAUUACAACAGAGGAACAGGUGUCUGAUGUUAAAGGUUACUUGGCCAAGGUUAUUGGCAUUAGUGAGGUGCUAGCUCGACGACACAUGAAAGUAGCAUUUUUUGGAAGGACGAGUAAUGGAAAGAGCAGUGUUAUUAAUGCCAUGCUGUGGGAUAAAGUGCUUCCAUCAGGGAUUGGACACACCACAAACUGCUUCUUACGGGUAGAGGGAACUGAUGGCAUUGAGGCGUACAUACUCACUGAGGGGUCUGAGGAGCGGAGGAGCAUUAAGACUGUGAACCAGUUGGCCCAUGCACUACAUCAGAAUGAAGAGCUGGAUGCUGGCAGCAUGGUGAGCGUCAUGUGGCCUAAUGCUAAGUGUCCCCUCCUAAAGGAUGAUUUGGUUCUGAUGGACAGUCCUGGUAUUGAUGUCACCACAGAGUUGGAUAGUUGGAUUGACAAAUUUUGUUUGGAUGCUGAUGUAUUUGUUUUAGUGGCGAAUGCAGAAUCCACACUUAUGCAGACUGAGAAGCAGUUCUUUCACAAAGUUAAUGAGAGACUGUCACGACCUAACAUAUUUAUUUUGAAUAAUCGCUGGGAUGCAUCAGCAUCCGAACCAGAGUACAUGGAUGAGGUUCGUAGGCAGCACAUGGGCCGCUGCAUCAGCUUCCUUGUGGAUGAGCUGGGUGUGGUAGAUCGAGCUCAAGCCAGCGAUAGAAUCUUUUUUGUAUCUGCCAAAGAAGUAUUGAAUGCACGAAUCCAGAAGGCACAGGGCAUGCCGGAAGCUGGUGAUGCACUUGCAGAAGGGUUCCAAGCAAGAAUGUUCGAGUUUCAGAAUUUUGAGAGACGAUUUGAGGAAUGCAUCUCCCAGUCAGCAGUGAAGACCAAGUUUGAACAGCACACGGUGAGAGCAAAACAAAUCACUGAGACCUUGCGCAUGAUCAUGGACUCUGUAUAUAUUGCUGCCCAACAAUUAAGGGUUCAUUGUUUGGAAACGAAGGAAGAACGUGAAGAUCGACUGGAGUUUAUUGACAAGCAGCUUGACCUGCUGGCACAAGAAUACAAAAGAAAAAUUAAACAGAUUACAGAGGAGGCAGAGAAGCAGGUGUCAAAUGCAAUGGCUGAGGAGAUAAGACGGCUUUCUGUUCUAGUGGAUGAAUUUCAGUUGGAUUUCCACCCAUCCUCUGUGGUUAUUAAAGUAUACAAAAAUGAACUUCACAAGCACAUUGAAGAAGGUUUGGGACGCAAUAUGUCUGAUCGUUGUUCAAGUGCCAUCACUACUGUGCUUCAGGCUACUCAGCAGGAAAUGAUAGAUAGCAUGAAACCAUUGCUUCCUCUUUCUGUGCGUGACCAAGUGGAUAUACUAAUUCCCCGUCAGUGCUUCGGACUUAAUUUCGACUUGAACUGUGAUAAAUUAUGUUCUGACUUUCAAGAGGAUAUUCAGUUUCAUUUCUCACUUGGCUGGACAAUGUUAGUUAAUAGGUUCCUGGGGCCAAAGUCCACCCGCAGAGCUCUUUUGGGAUAUAAUGACCAGGUUCCUCGCCCUCUGCCUAUAACUCCAGUAAACCCUAGUAUGCCUCCAAUGCCUCAGGGAUCAAUGACCCAGGAAGAGCUCAUGGUUUCCAUGGUAACAGGCCUUGCAUCCUUAACCUCUCGCACUUCAAUGGGAAUUAUUGUGGUAGGCGGAGUGGUCUGGAAGGCGGUCGGUUGGAGGCUGAUAGCUUUGUCCAUUGGGUUGUAUGGCCUUCUGUAUGUGUAUGAGCGUCUGACAUGGACUUCCAAAGCCAAAGAGAGAGCUUUCAAGCGCCAGUUUGUGGAUUAUGCUAGUGAGAAGCUACAGUUAAUUGUCAGCUACACAGGGUCAAACUGCAGUCAUCAAGUACAACAGGAAUUGUCUGGAACAUUUGCACAGCUGUGCCAGCAGGUGGAUGUAACACGGGAGUCAUUGGAGGAAGAAAUUAAAGAUAUGAACAAGAAGAUUGAGAUGCUAGAAUCCUUGCAAAGCAAAGCCAAGCUUCUCAGGAACAAAGCCGGUUGGCUGGACAGUGAACUCAACAUGUUUAUGAAUCAGUACCUGCAGCAGAGCUAAUGAUGCAAAACAGAAAGAUGAAGUACCUUUUGGUGGUAUCAUGGCACUAGAAAACGGGUUCAUGGAAAUGCAGUCAGCUGAAGAUUUAAAAACAGUGUAUCCUGUAAUUAAACUGCCCUUGUCUGCAUUAUUGAACAUCCGCAGUGUACAGCCUGCUUCAGUGUACUAUGUCAUUUGCUUAUAUUUGAAGGCAGUAUGGAUUGUUUGGAACAUUGCAUAACUGUCCAGGAUACAAGAUUUUCUUUAAGUUCUUUGUAAUCCCUGAAUAAUUAAAUGAACUUGUCAAGCUUCGGUCCAACCGCAACAAAUUGGAAAGCAGUAAAACCUAAUUUAUUAUGAUGCAUCAGAUUUGUGCUAUCUUGAAUGGUGGAAUCAAAUUUCAUGUAAAAAGGCUCAGUAGGCAGUAACUCUAAAGAAAUGCUAAAAUAAUCUAUAAAAUGAAGGAGCACUAAAAAUAUUACUCUCUUUAAUAAGCUGCAUUCCAGUGGGGAAGAAGUUUCUCUGGGAGUUUAUGCUGCUGCAGUUGUCACCUUUUUUCUGCUGUUCAGAAACGGCGUCAGUUAAGUUAAUAUUUUUUAAUGAAUGAUAAUGACUGCUAUUGUAGUAUAUAGUAUUUACUGUAAACUGAUUUAUAAACUUAUUAAAAUAGUUUCAUCAAUUUUCCUGCCAUAUAGAACAAUGUGUAUAAUCAGCAAGACUGAGAAUUUUAGGGAGAGGGGGCAGGAAUUAAUUAAUUUUGCAAAACAAGCUGAGUCCCUUCAGACUUUUUCUUCAUGGGGGUGAGGAUAGGCUUUUAAAGAAGACCACCAUGUUGAAAAGGAAAGGAGUACAAGGACAAAUUUUGUAACUGUGAGCUGAGUAUAAACCAAAGUGUCCUGCUUAUUCUAGAUUCAGUGUAUUACACAGCAACAUUAGAAAGUGCACUUUUUAAAUUAACUUGUUAAACAAUACUGGAGUUUACUGAAAAGGUGUACAGAGGGGUAGCUUCUUGUAUGUCUGAGUAAGUUGGGUUUCAUAGUAUCGUUCCAGUAAUCCAAUACCUUACUUUGAGUUAUGGUAUUAUAUAGCAUGCGGCUCUGAGGUAAAAAAUCUGAGGAAUGUCUAAAACACAUUUUCAGUAGCUAUUUUAUCUGGAACAAAGCUAUGUGAGGUUCUUUGUUCCACUGCACAUAUUUUUUUUUUCUUUUUACCUUCACCACAGAUCAUGUUUAAGGGUAAUUAGCCCUCAUCACACACGUUGUGUACCUUGGAGUUGUAUGAAUCUCAAUUCUCUGGCUUAACAAGUUGAUGGUUUGAGACUGCAGGUCUUCUGCACUGGGAUGCUGUUGGGUUUUCCUUUUCUGAUAGUUGAGAAGUUUCACUGAUGUGCCACAUUUAGUGACGUGUCUUUGACCAGUGCACAUAAUCGUGUCAUGCCCAACAUGACAUGGAGCACUUACAACCCCUGCAUUCACCAGUUUGACUUCCUUUUCCUUUCUGCAGUGCGCAUAGUUUUUGUUUUUUAAUCCUACCCUUUUAGGGAAUUCACACAUUCAGAGACUAAAACAUCAGUGAUUAUAUUGCCUUCAGAAGGUGCAUGAUUUGAAAUAUUGGCAGAAGUGUCAGAGCUUCAGACUAGCCACCUGCAGUGAAGCCUAAUCCCUAUGCCAUCUCUUUGAAGGUGACAUCUGUUAAGGAUGCGCAAAUGAGUCAUUCUUACAGUCCUGAGUCUGUGAUGAACAGCAAGAUCAUGUCAGGGAUUUGGAAGCCAGGAACUGCUCAAAACGUCCUCAUGCAAAGUCUUCUCACAAGGCCUGAGUUCUUCUUUGACUAGGGGGGGGGGGGGGCAGAUUCGCACUUGUUGACCCAGCAGUGUGAAGAACAUGAGAAGUGUAAACCAGCAACCACCUUGGGGGUGUCCAUUGUGACUGCUAUGUUUAAGAGUCUAGAACAUGACAGCAUUUCAAGUGGAGCUGUGUUUUGAUGUCCUUAGUAAAUGACUGGUGGUUGAACUCUGAAUUGGGGGAAGACCCUGUUUUUUUCUGUAUUCUCCUCUUACUCCAGCAACACUACCAGAUAAGGAAGUCUUAUGCCAGAUGAACCACUCGAUGGGGCCAAAUUUGGGAUUUAUGCACACCAUUCAGUGUCUGCCACAACUGACAGUAGUCUCAGGUUCAGUGACGGUCACUCAUAAUCUGAUUCUGUCUUCCUCUUGCCCAAGACCCAUUAAUUGGCUGUCUGACUUUCUUGUUAGUUUACUUAGUGCAUCGAAGGUCUUUUUCUGGUGCUAGUGAUGGGACAUUGUUUUCCUGUCCCUUAUCUUGAAAGAGGGCAUUAAUCCAGAUUUUGUCUGUAAGACAUAUAAAGAUAGAGAUCAGUUCAUCUGAUACUUGCCCUUAUGAGGAUCCCUUCUUUGGGGAGACUGUCAGGCUUACAAAGUUUGUCAUAGACUGGCCCAUCAGUUCUAUGACUUAUUCCAAAAGUCCUUUAAUAAGUGUAUGGGCAAGAAGGGUAAGGAUCUUGUGGGUCCUCCUAGACAGCCAUUGUGUGCAAAUUGGAGAAAUUUGUGCUUGUUUCAUUCUGCCUCCCAUAGAGAGGAUGGCAAAGUGAUUCAGUCUCAUUAAGAGGGUUUUCUCAUCUGCCAUCUUGGAACUCAGGUCUGUUAAUUAUCUGUGUGACCAGUCUAGAUUCCAGUCUUCCUUAGAGGUCUGUGCUCUGGAAAAGCUGGCAGACAUCCCUGAAUCUGGGAUAAAAAAGGCUGUAGAAAAGACCCUUUACAUGGAAUCUACAGUUUUUUUCGCAUAGGUUGCUGCAACUUUGAGUUGAUACUGUGGCUAGGGAGAUAGGUGUAGGAAAUGGUAUGGCUUAAACUCGUUCUAAGGAUGAGAUGAGGAGAUCAUUUUAGAUGCCAUCUUCUGGGAUGAGGUCCUUUAUGUACAAACCUUCAAGGACCUCCACAAGUGUAUGCAGCAUGUCUUUGAUGCCACUUGGUCUUCUCUUUUUCUAGACUAUCCCAGUUCUAAUAGAAAAAGGCUUACUGUUCAAUGAGGAGAACCCAGACAAUGGGGGGGGGGGGUUUACCUUCCCCAGCUCUGCAGUUGAGGAUAACACCCUGGACAUCAUGUGCUGUCCUAAUGACGGAGCAUGGCACCCCAGAAAAAGGCAUCCAAAAUUACCGGCCUUAUCUCUAUCUGACUUUACCCCAACUUGAAGAUCCUUGAGCACAGACUUAUGGGUUCUUCAAGUUGGUCACAAGAUGGGACAUAUUGGAUUCUGCCCCAGGAAGAAUUCUACUCGGUGCGACUACAUAGAACAUAUCAAAUAGGCUGUGACUCUACUCCUCAGAGAAGCCACAGAGCCUUUUCCUGCUUCAGAGACAUCUGGUUGUACUUAUGACGUUUUAUUGUUGCAGUUGUGACGAGAGACUUCUGUCCUAUCUUGGACCUUAAAAACUUCAUUGAGCACUUAGUGUUUAUGUUCUAGGUGGUACUGUCCAGGGCUCAUCAUGUGUUGCACCUAAAAGAUAUCAGUAGACAUGAUCAUUAUCUUUUUAUAUUUCAUUGUCUGGGAUCCAGAUAGGAAGUUCCCUUUAUUUGCUUCCAGUGGUUGUCACUUCCUCUAUUUAAAUGAUGGAUUCUUGGUUUUGUGAAUGAUAGAUUGCCCAGUAGCAUCCCUGGUUUGGGUAUUUCCAUGAUUGUAUGCCUUGGAAGUAGCCAUAAGCUGGGAGAAAUCCUGUUUCUCCAAAAGCACCAGUCAAGGAAUCAGCUGCAAUAAAAUCCAUUGUAAGACUUGUAACUUCCAACAAAAACAACAAACGGAAAACGCUCAGUUUAUUCACAGAGAUAAAGCUUUCAGGAAACACCCCUUCAUCAGUAUGUGAAAAUCAUUCAAAGAUACUCUUUUAUACUAGAAAUAUGACGCAACCAACCAAUAAAAUUCAGUAGUUAAUUAAAAUCAUAAUUUAGUUAAUUAAAAUUACAUUAAAAAAUAUAAAUUUACAGAAAAUACAUGUAAUAACUUGAAUACGAUAUAUUCAUUUAUAUUGUUUUUGCUUGGCUACUAAUAUAGGUUUUAUGGUUAAUAAAUUAAGUCCUGGAUGUUUAUUUGCUUCCAGGAUAGUAAUCAACCUAUUUUCAGCUAUAUCAAGCUUAUUAAUAUCCCCACCCCUCAAAUCCUUAAAUAAUAUCUGUAAUACUUUAAAUGUAAACUCAUGCAUAGAGCCCCUGUUUGUUACAUGCUUUGCCAAAGCAUUUGUUUUAGUAGCCCUUCUAAUUUCUGAUUUAUGCUCAAUAAUACGGUCCUUCAGACAUCUAUAACAUUUUCUUACAUAAAAAUUUUCACAUUGUACACAAGUGGUUAAGUAGAUAAUUAUGCUUGUGUUACAAGUUGCAUGACUAUCAAUUCUAUGAACUUAUUUAGUUACAGGGUGUUGGUAAUGUACUUCAUUACAUAUAUUCUUGCAACAACUACAGUUAUGACAUGGAAAUGUGCCACAUUUAUUUAUCGCUCUUCCAACUUUUUCUGUAUUUAUUUUAAAAUCCUUAUAAUCCAGUUCUCUCUGUACAAUUCCUAUAUGCAAAUUUUGGUUUAUUGCCUAGAAAUCAACUCUGGCAUAGAUGUUAAAUUCCGCCGUUUUUUUACUUACUAUUUGUUCCACCUGUCUUGUUAUAGUACUAAAUCCUGUUUCUCCCAGCUGAAAGGAUUUUCUUUGUUGGGACAGAUUUGCGCACUCUAUAAUUGUUGCUUGUUGCUCAAAGGGAUGCUUGCCAAGUCAUACGUUUGACAUCAUGAGCGAGAGUAUAGCAUGGGUUCAGCCUUCUUGUGCUUUUUAUAAAGGCUGUUUGCAUACCUGAAGAUGCAGGUGUUGGCAGUAAACUUUGAGUGCCACAGCUUACAAAGCUGUCAUUCCCUUACAAGUCAUGUUUUGUUGUCAUACCAUUGUCACUUGGGUUUUGGUAUAAAUAUUUUAUAAAUCUGUCUAGUUAAUUUAUUAUCACCAUAGUCCUUUCUGUUACCCCUAGUUCUUUAGAAACGUGCAUUAUAUAAACACAAACACCCCCCCAAUCUUCUGACAGAUGGAACCCGAGUAAGAAUGAAGGGGCUACCUUGCACACUAGUUUUUAAAGAUGGUACUAUGCCGGUAUUCUCUUUUCAUUCAGCUCAGUGCUCUUACUGGGUCAUGUGUGUGAGGCUCACGUCUUUGCAUACAUGCUCCCAAGAGUAAUGAAUGAGAAAAAUAAGGGAAGGGCAGUUUUCUUUUUUCUUUCCUCCUGAAAGACAAAAGAACCUAGUGCCCCAUAGAUGGCUUAAUUUUGAAGUAAAACCCAAUCUGCAAAAGCUAAGUAGCUAACAAGUACUGCAAAUAUGAUGAUGAUCUAGCAGUUGUUUGCAUUUUGGGAAAAAGUGAGUAUGUAAUUGGAGAGGUUUAGCACACUAAAUAAUUAGAAAUCACUUUUUUAACAGCAUAAUAUAUAUUUUUUUAGUUUGGGAGAAGCCAAGCAAAUUCAUCAUCAGUAAGUGUCUGUCAAAAAAUAAUUCAGUAAAGCCAAUUUAGUCUAGACUGAUUCACCGAAUGAUCAGCUUACUGAAGAGUUUACUUACCCUGAAGUUUGCACACAUUAUAGUUGCAUAGUAGAGGCAGGAGGGGCUUUGCAUCCUCUAAGGGGGAACUUUGGCAAAUUGUUCAGUUUCAGUCUUGUGGGAACGGGCUUGGCUGUAAUUGUUUUCACUGAAAUGAGCAAUACUCACAUUUGCUAUGUAAACUUCACGAACAGUCUCAAACUACAUAACUUGCCAGAAAGCACAGGCAGUGCUGCAGAAAAUGAAGUUAUUUCAAAGGCUUCUAAAAGGCAGGCUUACUAAGGGAUAUCAGUUUAUGUUCAGUACUGAAAGCUGUCUGGAGAAGGGGCAUGUGAGAGUUUGCCAUACCAAGGACGGAUAGCUAUAUGCCUCUCUGGCCUGAAAUGGAAAAUCAGUUUUGACCGUCAUAUAAUCAUUUGCCAGAACAAUCUCAGAAAAAGAUUUAAAUACAUAUUUUUGCCUUCUCAGGUUUACUAAUGGAGAAAAGAAGUUAGAGCUGGAGUUAAUGUAUGUAUUUCUUUUGUUUUUUUUAUCCACAUUUCUUUCCUUUAAUCCAGGGCUGUCCUUGAAACAGUUUAUUUUGGCUGUUGAUUACAUAAGAAUGUAUUUGUAGUGAAUUUAAAGGUGGUGAUUAACUUCUGAUUCUCUUACUGUAACUAGAUUGAUUCUUGUUUUAGGUUACCAACCCCAAAUCUAGAAUAAUGUGACUACAUUUUGUAAUAAGAUCAAGAGUUUGCAUUGGUUCAUUAAUUUCUUAAUGCAAAAUUUAGUAGCUAAUUUUGUGCAUUGCUUUGUCAUUUUUAAUGUGCACUGAAAUAAUGAAAUAAUUUGAGUAUAUUGAAUUGCAGCAUGUGUAUGCAGAUUUGAUUUUAUGUUAUUCAGUGUAAGCAUGUUUUCUAGUAUUUGUGAUGUUUGCAGUUGAACACUGUUGGAACUACCGCAGCAAAGGACAAUUCUGUUUUGAGAGUUGUGUAGUAAUUUGCCAAAUUGUGAAUCUAUGAUUCAUGUUUUAUCGAUUCCAUUUUAUUGAAAAUUGGUCUGUUGUAAGGUAAACAUAAAAUUUCAAGGAGGCAAAGUCCCUCCACCUCUGUUAAAAUGUAUGCAAAAGAAUCUAAUGCUCUAUGUGACCCUUUUAGGGGAUCCUUCAUUCAUUUUUAGUACACAGUUUACCCACUUUAUGGUCAUGGGAACAGAGCCCGUCUAGGAGAACAAGGGGCAUAAGGCAGAAAAUGCACCCGUGAUGGGACAGCAGUCCAUAGCAGGACAUUUAUUUGCCUAGGGGCAGUUUGGAGUAGUGUUUGUCCACAUGCUGUGCCUUUGAGAUGUGGAAGGAAAGCAAAGCUUGCUGAAAAUAAUCCAGCUGAAAACAGGGAAGACAUGCAGAUUCCAGACAGAAGUCACUCCUCCAAGGAAGUGAACUGGAGACCCUAGCACUGUAUAGCAGAAAUACUAUUUCAGUGCUGUUCCACCCUACAACGUAGUCAGUUUUACUAAAAUAUAAAAUCCGUAAACAGUGUUUCACAGAUUAAUUUUUCAUGGCAUUAGAGUGCACUCUGAGUGGAGAAAUGUAGUUUAGUCUGACGACUUAAACUUAUUGGGCAUCAGUCUGGUUUUUUUUUUUAUAUAUAUAUAAACACUGCAUUCUGAUAAUGUGCUGCUCUUUAUAUCAGAAGUUAUAUAUGCUUCAAAUAUUUAUAAUUGCCAUUUGUAUAUGAGUUCAGAAUUUUGUUUAAAGAUGUGUUAUUUAGUAUUUAAUGUUUCCAGUUUAGUUUGUCUCUUUUAUGUACUACGUUGUUUAAUUCAUAUUACUGGCUGAUAAAGGACAAGAAGUAAUAGUAAGGCACUUAAUUUAGAAUUCUGUUUGAAUAAUUUGAUGUUCAGGUAGGUUAACGUCCGGUAUUCUUUUAAGGAACUGCCUUUCAUCAAGAAGCUGGUGCUUCCUGAUAGCUUUUUACAGCAGCUUUUUUCCUUGGUGGUGUGUCUUUUCCUCUCUUUCAUCCCCCAUACAUUGUAGAUGUUCGAAUAGUUGUAAUCCAGAAGAGAGAGUAGUCAUAUGAGUGAAUGCUUUUUAGUGCUUUAAAAAAGGGGGGGCUUAUUUUUCUCUGUGAAGUUCUUGCUACCAGCUUUUAUAUUUGAUUACAGUGCAUCAGGGUAAGAGAGAAGGAACUGUUGUCAGGACAAGUGAAAAGAUAGUGUAGACAACUUAAUGAAGUAGGCGUCAGGUUCACAAUACAUGUAGACAGCUUAUUACAUCAGCCUUUAUUGGUGAAGAAAUGUGGCAAAGCUUUGGUGACUUUAGGACAGUACUGAACGGUGUUUGACUGCUUAGCACUUUCAUUUCUCUUGUGGCUUUAAGAGAAUGUAAGGAAUCAUCCUACUUCUUGAAGUUUCCCUUCAGUAAAUUAUUCCAAGAAGAAAUCACUGAGUCGUGCAAGAAAUCUAUAUCCAACAACUGGGAGGCCCAGAAAAGCAUCACCUAGUGGCCUUUAGUAACAUUCCUAAGAGUUUCUGUUUUUCUUUCUGCAAAUUAAUCCCAUUUAUUGUGACAUUUUCUCAGAUUACCUCAAAACCUAUCUUUGAUUCACCAUGUAUACGCUUACCUACCAUUGGCUUAUGAUGGUGUAGGAAACUUGCCAAAGCUUUCAGUCAGACCAUUGUUCGAUAUAAAGGAAUCCGAGAGAGAAACUUGUUCAGACAAUCUCAAUCCAAUGUGAACCUGGUAUAGGGAGCAACCAGUGUACCCUACCUCUUUCUCAGAUCUCCAGUCUUCUCUUUUGGCCAGAUUAUACCAUCCACACCAUUGCAUCUGUCUUUUGAAGAGCUGUGUAAGAACUUUGGGCCUGUGGACAAAUUUCUAGUGUUUUGAGUAUGGACGGAAUUAUGUCAUCUCUACACUUUUCUUAACUCCUUCCUGGUAGUCUAACAUACAUGCUACAUUUUUUGAUCUUUGUGCAGAAUUUAGCAGCAUUUUUAUGUGAUGUGCAUGGCUGCAUGUCUCGGAGUUUUGUGCUGAAUUACAAAUUAAAGGAGGCAAUUUGUGACCUAAAAGAAAGAGGUUAGAAGAUUACCUCCCCCUCCCAGUUCUGUAAAAUCAAUAUGCUAGUUACCAGUGAGCCGAAAACUGUGAGGGCAACUCUGAAAAACAAUAAGGUAAUGCAGAAGCUACAACAGCAGCAGCUGUAGACACUCAGCCAUUCUUUACUUGGUUUCCCCAUCAGUGUAAUGCUUAAUGGGUAGCCCAGAGGUUGAAAAAAUUAGCUCCUAGAUGCUUUGAGUGAUUUUGUAGUGGAUGAGCAAUUCCGAUUUAGGAGCAGGAACAUACAACUAAAAGUGGUGAAUGACAUACUUUGUCAUAAGUCAACAGACUCACUCAGAUAAUUUCAAAAUUAAAAACCUAAAUGCUGCAUUUUCCAAAAGUCUUUUUGCAGGGAGCUUCUCUCAGUAGCUUACGCCAAACUAAUGUCUCUUAACUAAUACCUACUCUCUUACUGAAGUUCUCCAGUGAAUGUUACUUGCUGCUUUUUUUGUAGUCUAAAAUUUUUUGCUGAAAAGGUUAAUUUUCACCUCAAAUAGAACCCAUGAUAUCUUUCGAAUUUAACUUCCUUUCCUGGAAAAUCUGUUUUCCUGGUGAUGGUCAUUUCAGCCAGAAAGCUAUUAGAGAUUUAGGCUUUGUUUUUAGAAAAACACGUUUUUGUAAUUUCACAAAGGUGGAGUUGCACCUUAAAUGAGUCAAAGUGGUUUCUGAAAUUCACUGUAAAUUAAGUCAGUCUUUUUGUGGCCAACUUCUUGGAAAAGACUAGUUCAUAGAUUGCUAUCAGAAGUGAUGUGGUUGAGCGCAGACCUUUGAAAUGUGCACCGAUGCACAUAUUUGGACUAUCUAGGCUGCCUGUUUCUUCCCUGUGCUGAUGGUGGACAGGGCAAACAGCCAGGAAAAUUGUCAGCUUGAUUACGCCAAUGUGCCGAAAAGUGGUGUUCUUUUGAAGGGGAGGUCCCACCAGGAGUAGUCAAACCUCAGAAUAAACCAUAAGUUAGCUCCUUUGGCUGUAUGCUUCAGUGUUUCUUCCAUUCAUUGUAUAUGCAUUGAUGUGACUUGGUUGAUUGUAACAUCUCUACUAAACCUUUUUUUCUAAAAUGCAUAUACAGUAAACCUAGGGCGAGUCUUCAAAGGGGCAGUGCUGAAUGGAUUGCUUAAUUACAGUUACCAGUCUUUUGCCCCUUCCGAAUUGCUAUGCAAGUAAUUGCUAAAUGCCAGACUAUCAAGGUAGCAACACUUCCGCUGUUCCUUGUGGACAUGUGCAUUCUUCUUUUAGUUUAGGUUUUGUUACAAAGUACUGGGACAGAGAGAAAUAUGCCUUGUUUGGUAGCUAAUUUAUUGCUUCUGUGAGGAAAGACUUAAGCAGGUAAGUGUUGUCCUCCCUGUUAAAGAAAAUGUUUCACUGUCCUCAUUAUACAAGAAAUGACUUUAAGAGAAAAUGACGCACACAAAGGAAAACUGCUGUUAAAAAAAAAAAGUAAUCAGCUGGAAGCACCAUAUUGACAGAUGGAAGUUAGUUCUUAAAUUCUUUGCUAGCUAGAAAAUUCUAGACAUCUGAAGUUACAACAUAUGCCUGUGUAAGAAACAUUUUUUAUGGACAGUCAAGCAUUGAUGUCUUACUGGUUUUCAUAGUAAAUUGUAAACUUUUACUACCAGUUUUCUAUAAUUCUUUUUUAGGCAAGAGAAUGUAGUUGCAGAUAUGAAACGAGUGCUACCUCCUUUCUAUGAUGUAGUGGUUUAUUUUCUUUUUGUUUUGUCAGUUGAAAACUCAACAGUUUUUUGCCUCAAGUAGAUACAGCUGAUGACCUUUAAUGUGUCACUAUAGAUGUUUAAGAAGAGCUGAUGUAUCAGAGAAAAUAAAACCACCUUUAAUUUCA